Photinus pyralis (common eastern firefly) is the source of this 1114-nucleotide messenger RNA. RefSeq names its product factor VIII intron 22 protein-like. Gene Ontology annotation, molecular function: protein binding. Gene Ontology annotation, biological process: vesicle cytoskeletal trafficking. Lineage: Eukaryota; Metazoa; Arthropoda; Insecta; Coleoptera; Lampyridae. The record is from RefSeq and is a predicted model, not a curated record. Gene Ontology annotation, cellular component: early endosome. The transcript has 5 exons. The coding region runs from base 161 to 1075 and encodes 304 amino acids.
AAAACCACUAUCAACGCUACAACAUAACCUGAAACUUGAAACGAAUACAGCUAAUGAUGUGAUGAUUUGUGAUUGAACUAUAAGCAACAGUGUAUUCUGUAUAUUAUUAAUAGUUCAAUGUGUGAUACUGAUAUCUAAAUAAAUAAAUACAUUCCACAAAAUGACCGGGGAAUCUGGAGGAUUUGAUAUUUUAGAAAUAUACAAACAGAUUUCUACAAAGUUAAAGAAACGUUUUUUGCGUAAACCCAACGUCACCGAUGCCUGCGAAUCUUUUACUACCUUAGGCCGACAUUGCGAAACUGUUGAAAUGCCUGUAUACGCAGGAAUGUGUUGGAUUGCCGCCGCACGAUGUGAGGGCUCAUUGGGCAAUGUACCAGGUGAAACGUCGUGUCUCAUUCGUUCGGCACAUAACUUCAUGUCUGCUCAAAUUAAGAACAAGUCAUUAGGUUGUCAAAGUGUGGCCACCGAAAAUUUACAAGCGGCUUUAGGUUGCUACACUCAUGCUCGGUCGCGAUUACAAGAGACUUGUGCAUUGCAUACCGGCAUCGAUCUCGAAAUAGCAGAAUCUCUCACAAAAUUAAAUGACAAUUUAACCACAGAAAUGUAUUUGAAGGACGCCAUUGAUAUCUCAGAAUAUUCUUUGUACACUCGAAUUCAUUGCUUGCAAUUGCUUUCUUCAAAUGCGAUAGAGCGGAGCGAUUACAGCUCAGCGUUAGAUGCAGUUACUGAAAUAAUAAACCUACUUAAAGAUGUUCCAAAGACUGGUGUUAGAUCUGAUAUUUUACUGAAUUGUGAAGUUACUCAAAUCUUUCUGUUGUUGAUUUUGAAACCUUCGCACCAAAAGUUGACUCCACAAUUCGCCAAAACCUUGGAGAAAUUUACGUGGGGCGAUAUGAAUGAUCUCAAGCUGAAAUCAUACAUGUGUGAAGAACUACUUUUACUUCUGCAAUCUCUAGUAAUCACAUGUCAAACUAGUGAUACAACAAGUUUACCGCAUUUAGAAAGUCAGCUUUGGUCGUUUUUAUCAGUUGACCAAAAGACUUUGUUACGUACAUUAGUGUUUAUUUAUUUGUAAGUGUCAUAUUUCUUUUAAUAAAAUGUUGAUAAAUUGGAA